AUGACGGCCAUUUUCCUUGCGUUUCUAGCCCUAGCUGCUUCAGGAUCUUGGGCAAGCAGUCUGGCAACUGGCGGCUUAAUUCGCCGUGAUACAAAAGUAACCGAACCGAACACGUCAAGACCCGUGGUGGACCUAGGCUAUGCUCUCCACGCCCCUCGGAUUACGACUUCUCCGGAUGAGCGAACAUAUUACAAUUUCUCGAAUAUACGUUACGCUGCGCCUCCAGUCGGCUCCCUCCGCUUCCAGCUGCCACAAGAACCCAUCAACAACCGCUCGGCCGGGGUCCAGGAUGGCACCUAUGGCAAGAUCUGCCCCCAGGCAUAUACACCAUGGCAAAACCCCAGUUUCGUGACUGCUCCCCCGGGCGAGCUGGAGAGCGAGGACUGCCUCUUUCUCGACGUUGUCGUGCCACAGUCGGCUUGGAAUCAACGUUCCCAUUCAUUACGCCCCGUCAUGGUUUGGGUCCAUGGCGGUGGGUUCCAGAUUGGCGCGAAGUGGGGUGGGCCUUUGACAAACCCUCUAGGCCUCCAGGACCGCAGCUUUGAUGAAGAUGGAGAAGGUGUUGUUUUCGUCGCUUUGAACUACCGGCUCGGUGCUCUGGGCUGGCUGCAAGGAGAGUCAUUCACCUCGGCAGGAGGAGUGCCCAAUGUAGGGUUGCACGACCAACGCAAAGCUCUUCAGUGGAUAAAUAAGAGGAUUCAUCUUUUCGGCGGCGACCCAUCUCGCGUCACGAUUAUGGGCGAGUCUGCCGGCGGAGGGUCUAUCCUCCACCACAUCACCGCAUACGGUGGCAAGAAGGACGCUCCGCAGUUCCAGCGGGCUAUACUUCAGUCUCCAGCCUAUGUACCGAGGCCUUAUUCCUCGCAAGCCAAAGGCUCGUACUCGACCUUCCUGAAUGCCGCCAACGUCUCCUCACUGUCAGACCUCGUGGCGCUCGACACAUUGCGUGUCCAGAUCGCAAACAAGCUCUCACAGUCAUCGAACUUCUUCGGCGGUUUUCAAUUCGGUCCCGCACCGGACGGAGGGUACGUUCCGGAGCUGCCAGAGAAGCUCCUGGCAAGUGGUCAGUUCCACAAGGGCGUUCAGGUGAUGGUGGCACAUAAUACCUUCGAGGCUCUGAAGUACACGGACCCGACAGCCACGAACUCUUCCGCUUUCGACACCUGGAUGAAACUUUACUUCCCCGAUAUCCCGAGAGCAAGCCUUAAGGAGCUGACGACCAAGAUAUACCCGCCCGUGUACAACUCCAGUUCCCUCCCGUGGACGACCCCGUUCGACCGGGUCAUGACCGCCGUCGCCGAUAUCACCUUCACCUGUCACGCCUACUUCGUAGCUAAGGCCGUGGGCGCAAGGGCUGGUAUCAAUGGGCGUAGGGGGCCACCAGCAUAUGGGUACCUGUUCAGCGUGCCGCCGGGGGUCCACACACUGGAUGUCAACUAUUCGUUCUACAUCAACAGCACACGGAGCCCCCUCGUUACGAACGCGACAACGGCGGGUAUUCUGCAAGGGUAUCUCACGACAUUCGCAGAGACAGGGGACCCCAACCGUGAGAGUCUGCCCGCGUUCCCCAUUUACGGUGCUAAGAAUACGAAUCUGAAUCUGAACGCGACGUUCGUGGGUGUAAUCAAGGACCCGGCUGCUAAUUCGAGGUGUGAUUGGUGGGGUGAGGCUUCAUAUUCUUGA
This is a messenger RNA of Diaporthe batatas, 1683 nucleotides long. RefSeq lists its product as uncharacterized. The record is from RefSeq and is a predicted model, not a curated record. Bases 1 to 1683 code for a protein of 560 amino acids. The transcript has 2 exons. NCBI's taxonomy places the organism in Eukaryota, Fungi, Ascomycota, Sordariomycetes, Diaporthales, Diaporthaceae.